AUGUGCGAGGCACAUUACGUGAAGAACACAAUUCGUGACGCGAACGGGCGUUAUAUCGUGAGAUUACCUUUCCGAACAAACAACACGGAUCUCGGAUACUCGCGCUCGCAAGCCCUUCGACGUUUCUAUUCCCUUCAGAAGCGGCUCAGGGCAGAUCCUCACGUCAACGCGGAAUACAGUAGAGUCAUGAACGAAUAUAUAUCUCUCGGUCAUAUGUCAUUAGUCGAGGGUGAACCGGAGGACGGAUACUUCCUGCCGCAUCACGCGGUUAUUAAAGCAUCGAGCAACACCACUAAGAUUCGCACCGUAUUCGACGCCUCCGCGAAAACCAGCCGCGGCAUUUCGCUCAACGACAUGUUGUUAGUCGGGCCAACGAUACAAGAUAAACUUCUCGAUCACCUAUUGCGGUUUCGCGUGCAUAAGUACGUAGUGACGGCCGACAUCGAAAAAAUGUAUCGUCAAAUACUCAUACAUCCGGAUGAUCGAAAAUUUCAGAGAAUCUUCUGGGAAACCGAAGGCGGUAUUCGAACAUACGAACUCAAUACGGUAACGUUCGGCGUUGCGUCCGCGCCGUUCCUCGCGAUACGAACAAUCCAACAGCUUGCCGACGACGAAGGAUUAAAAUUUACUCGCGCGCGCGACGUUUUGAAACGCGAUUUAUACGUAGAUGACUUGUUAACUGGCGCGGAUUCUUUUAACGAGGUUCUCGAAAUUCGCGACGAAAUCAUCGAGCUUUUGCAACGGAGCGGGUUUAACAUCCGACAAUGGGCUUCCAAUCACAAACACGCACUCGACAAUAUGAGCGAAAAGAUCUUAAACUUAGAUUGCGCGAUUGAACCGAACGCUGUGUUAAAAACAUUAGGAGUCGUAUGGAACUCAAACCGGGACGAACUGAUUUUCACUGUGAAACCACUCGAUUUAACUGCAAGGGUAACGAAACGCAACAUCUUGUCCGAGAUCGCUAAGAUUUUUGAUCCUCUCGGUCUACUCGGCCCUGUAGUAUUAUACGCGAAAAUUAUUAUGCAAAAAUGUUGGUUAGACGGAUUAGAAUGGGACGAGUCGGUGCCUCAGGAAUUGCACACGGCCUGGUUAUCGUUCGCUAGUCAACUAGGAAUUAUCCGCGAUUUAACCGUCGACCGUCGAUUGUUGAUGGAUAACCCGACUCAAGUUGAACUCCACGGCUUCUGCGACGCGAGUCAAAGGGGUUAUGGGGCUUGCUUGUACAUCCGUUCCUAUAACUCACACCAAGUGAGAACUCGCUUAGCAUGCGCGAAGUCGCGAGUCGCGCCUGUAAAGAGCUCAACUAUUCCUCGUCUCGAGCUCUGUGGAGCGUUGACUCUCGUUCGAUUGUAUAAGGAAGUCCACACUAAUUUCAAUCUCGAAAUUAACAGGGUGAUUUUUUGGUCCGAUUCUUCCAUCGUACUGCAUUGGAUUAAAAAGAAUCCUCAGAACUUAAAGGUAUUUGAAUUAAAUCGAGUAGCCGAAAUUCAAACAAUCGGAAACGCAGCGGAAUGGAGACACGUAGGAUCGAGAGAUAAUCCCGCGGACGCGUUAUCUAGAGGACAACUUCCAAAUGACUUCGUUAAAAAUCAAACGUGGUUCCAUGGCCCUUCGUGGCUGUCACUACCCGAACCCGAAUGGCCCGCGAAUCUCGAAGUUAACGUUCCCGACUCAUCGGAAUCUGAACGUGACGUCUGUCUCAAGUCGAGUGCAACGCCGUGCAGCGAGUUCGAUCGAUGCUCGUCAUCAUAUAACACGCUAAUUAACGGGGUGGCACGCGGUCUACGAUGGCUCCCUGUUAAAUAUAAAAGACCGGAAAAUUCAGGAAAAUUGCUUAACGUUAAAGAACGACACGAAGCGGAGUUGCGCGUUUUAAAAUUAAUUCAACGCGAAAACUUCUCGGUCGAAAUUAAACGACUCACGACGUCACGAGAGACUAAACCGGGCAAAAUCACAGUGCCUUAUCGAAAGAGCACCAGAUUCGACGAACUAAAUCCUUUCAUCGACGAACACGGAUUUCUGGGGGCUUUUCGUCGCUUCAUCGGUCGCCGAGGCAUUCCGGAGCACGUGUACUCCGACAACGGUACUAACUUCGUAGGCGCGAACAAUCAACUUCGCGAACUUUACGCCCUAUGCCAAUCGGAAUCUUUUCAAACCACUGUCAAUACAUUCGCGGUAGCCAGGAACAUCAUCUGGCAUUUCAAUCCCCCCCUCUCUCCCCAUUUUGGCGGGCUCUGGGAGGCGGCGGUGAAAUCCUUUAAGCACCAUUUUAAACGCGUGAUAAAAGAGCAACUGCUCACCUUUGAAGUACUCAAUACGCUAGCAAUUGAAAUCGAAGCAAUACUAAAUUCGCGCCCGCUUUGCUCAAUUUCAUCCGAUCCGAAUGACCCGAUAGCGCUGACUCCCGCUAUUUUAUUGGCCGGGCGUCCACUUACAAUGCUGCCCGAUCAUGAUCUCUCUUUAGUUCCAGAUAACCGACUCUCAACUUGGCGAUUCAUUACGAAAGCCAGAUAG
This is a messenger RNA of Monomorium pharaonis (pharaoh ant), 2514 nucleotides long. RefSeq lists its product as uncharacterized. NCBI's taxonomy places the organism in Eukaryota, Metazoa, Arthropoda, Insecta, Hymenoptera, Formicidae. The transcript has a single exon. The record is from RefSeq and is a predicted model, not a curated record. Bases 1 to 2514 code for a protein of 837 amino acids. Gene Ontology annotation, molecular function: nucleic acid binding. Gene Ontology annotation, biological process: DNA integration.